GCAAGCUUCGUUCUCGUCAACAGCAAUACCGAGUGUGGGUCGCAUCGCUGUACCUACCAUAGCGAUUUGUCGUACGUAGACGGAAGUGUAAAUACUGAUGAUAAGAGCGAACUGAGGCGGAGACGGUUCCAAUUGUCGGAAUGCAUUUUGCAAUCUUGGAUGAUAGACCUGGAUGUGUUGUCCUUUUUCAUUGAUUCGUAGAAUGUUUAUCCGUCACAUCGGCUGCAAUACUUCUAUUCGGAAUCGUGAGAUUGGCAGUACGGGGUCUACAUGCGGUACUUCCACUAGUGUAGGCCGCGCUUGGUGGGGGUAGUGUCGAGCAUAAUAAUCUACUUUUUACAUCCGUUAGUGAGGUUUUUUGUUGCACAGGACAUACUUCAAAUGAGCACACUGUACGUGACUGCACCAGAAAGAUAUGAUAUUUAUCAUUGCGAGACAGGGUCGCUCGUGAAGAAUAUAUAAGGGCCGGCACGCUGCUGCAUGCGCACUGCUCUUGAAGCAGACCUUUUGUGUCUCCCAGAACCAAUAUCCUCGAGCGUCUUUGUUCCGUAACGGAGUUUCCGUUCGAAACCAGUGGCAGCAAGACAGAAUAAUUUCAGGAUCUUCGUACGUAGGGUAGCGAGAAGACGAGUGCUGCCAGGAACUUCAUCUAUGGGGCUACAUCUACACCUAUCAACUGCAGCAAAUAUGUCUGGGUAUGGAACAAAGGCGCACCUGAUUUCUGUUACUGAGGGUCGCAUGACAAUGAAACGGCGGGUCGUCUCUUGUGAGGCGUGAAGGCAUGACUUCACCUUUUUGAAGCGAAUUGCAGAUCAUUUUGUGGUAUGCCUCGCGGACCAAGAACAUGUUUGCAGUGCAUAAAAGCGACAUCGCGAGGUGUUACACCCGGAGACGCACGUAAGGAAGCGUCAGGAUCGAAAUCGACACAGCUGAAAUUAACAUUCGCCAUCCAUAUAUUUGUAAAAUGCAACGCAUGAGAUACACUGUGCUUUGCCGAGAUGGCACAUAGGGCCGAUUGUAAGCGUAUGUAGGGCCGGAGACAGAGCUGCAAAAUUAGUAUGCGUAAAAGAUGCCUUCUUUCCCCGAACAGCAUUUCAAACUGGAUUGCGAUGCUGCAAAAAUUUUCCGUGCGCCACUCAGAAACUGGGUUCCAGCUGGUGUCCAUUUUAUUUAUGCAUCGCAAAUUCUUUCAACACUGUCGAUUUCGAUCCUGACACUGUCAUAGCACGAGCGGCCGCAAGCCCCGGAAGACUUUUCUCUAUAUCGUGCAGAAAAAAUCUAGCAUGUCAUGUAGUAAAAAAGACUAUACAGGGAUAUCCAAAAACCUAUGAAAAUCUGUCGUGGUGUGUGCGGGUGCGCAUUGAUUGCUGUUUCAGGUGUACGACACAUACUCUUUUUCUUUAAUGUAAAUGUUAUCGAUAUACGUUGUUAAUUUUCGUUUUGGCAUUAGUAUAUGUAUAUUUUUCUGUGUGAUAGUUUUUUGCGGCGCAACAGGCACAACUCUGAAAGCAGUCGCGGCUUCAUUUUCGGGGAAAGUUUUGCGCCCGCGCAAGACAUCAGUGGUCGCACGUCAGACCAGCUGCAGACCGCUCCCGAUGGCAAUCUCGGACUUCUAGGGUGGCGGGGGUUGAUCCAUAAUAUCGACCACAGCACACUCCGCGGACGACCACUUGACGAGAAUCAAGACACGAGCGGUCGCGGUUCUGACGAUGAAAUAAAUCAAUGGAGUCGUGGUACAAGUACAAGAAGACCGUACGCCGACGAGCCGGAAGAGCUUCUGAGUACUGCACUUCACGAGAAGGCGAUAAAAGGAGACCACACGCAGCGCACGGCAGGACAGAACACGGACACGCCAUCGCCAGCCAAAGACGCAGCUGCAGCUUUAGUACCCGCGCCGUCGAUUGACCGAGGUACUACUGCGACGACGUCAACGGGGGACCAGCAUCAGGUGUUGGAAGAUGAGAAGCAAGAGUUUCUGACACGUCGCACGCUUUAUCGGAGGGAGUUGUUCAGUGACACAGUACAAUUCUACACGAAGUGUCUCACGUGGCCGAUAAUUCCUUCUCUUAUCGGUGGCAGCGCCCAGAUCCUGAUUGACCGCACUGUCCCGAUCGUCGGCCAUAGACCGUGGCCCAUUCCACUGGCGUUUGGACGCGUCUACUUGUUUUUUGCGUUGCAAUGUCCGUUCCAGCAACUCCAUCAGCGGCAUUCCGCGUGGCAUUGGUUUUUCGCGGGCGGCGUAAUCGGUGCCUUCGACUAUCGGAUGCGCAACGCGUUGCAUGUGCACGAGUUCGUCAAAAGUGUGGACUACGAAAACUUGCAGAAAACGGCGAAGAAAAACGAGUGGCGAUACGUCCUCAAGUACGUGCACCCCGUCCAUCUCAGCUUCUUUUCUUACGGUGCCAUGGCUCUGCUUCUAGCAAAGUUCGCGGGUGUGCCUUGGUGAAAUAAGUAUCCAGUGGGGGAAGAACGUGUAAUGUACAAAACCUCCCGCUGAGCCAUCACGCGCUCGUGUUCUAUAUUGAAAAUAAAUCUUUGUUUCAUUACCACCACGAAGCGUUGGAAGAAAUGUGGUGGUAUAUUAUAUAGUGUAAAAUGAAAAUCAUACGCAUGUUGGAAAACAAAGUAAUUGUACUUGUUCAUGUUAUCCUUUCUUGCAUUUUUUGAAAAUCAAAAGUACAAAAAAUAACACUCAAAUCGAUUGAAACAGUAAGCGUUGUGUCCCAAUGACGCUCGCUUACAACGUUUGGGACUCGGCGGCAUUGUCUUCCGUAGUUUUGAACCAGAUCGGGUAAUUUUUUUUUUGUAGGAUGCGAAUCAUCUUCUGAAUGUACCUUAAAUUUGAAAUGUACUUCAUCGAUGCUGCAGCAAUUCAUUGUACCUUUAUUGGUGGUGGUUUCGUCUGACUUUUAUGCAUGCCGACCUGUAUCAUGUCAGGCUGCAAACAAUAAACAAACUUGCGGUCGGCGCGGAACGGAUUUCUGUGUGUCAUUGUUCAAUUUGUGAAGAU
Molecule: messenger RNA, 3010 nt
Organism: Amoebophrya sp. A120
Lineage: Eukaryota; Dinophyceae; Syndiniales; Amoebophryaceae
Source: the annotation of a GenBank genome assembly